Sorghum bicolor (sorghum) is the source of this 943-nucleotide messenger RNA. RefSeq lists its product as uncharacterized. The transcript has 4 exons. Bases 1 to 744 code for a protein of 247 amino acids. The record is from RefSeq and is a predicted model, not a curated record. Lineage: Eukaryota; Viridiplantae; Streptophyta; Magnoliopsida; Poales; Poaceae.
AUGGAAGGAGAUGAUGAAGAAUUCCUGUCCAACAUUCUUUGCAAUGGAGAAGGGGUUCAUGUUCCUGAUUUGGGCGAGAAGUCCAUUCCAAUCACUCAAGACAGUAAUCCUGUUGAGGAAGUGCAGGCAAGCCAGAGUUCCAUUAUGCAUAGCUGGUUGACAAUACAAUUGUCCGUGAACAAGUUCUGUUCGUGCUAUGAGGCCAUUCUUCGUAGGAAUCAAAGUGGUACUACUAUCCAAGACAAGCUUAAUGAUGCAAAGAAGUAUUACGCGGACUUAGAUAAGGACAAAAAGCCUUUUGCUCUUGAUCAUUGCUGGAACAUACUUAAAGGGGAGGACAAGUGGAAAGCCAAGAUGGCAGAACUUGUAGAGCUUGAGAAACUAGCAGCAAGCAAAAAGAAACAGAAGACAACAAAGGUGUCCAGGCCAAGAGAUGAAGGAGCCGGCAAUGAUGUUGAAGUCAUAGCUGGUGAUGUUGGACAAACUGAGCCUACUAGGAAGAGGUCAGAUGGGAUAAAGAAGGUAAAAGAAAAUCUUAGGCGAGGAGGUGGUGAGGUUUGCUUGGAAGCUUUGGAGAAGAUGUGGUCAAAGAAAGAGGCCUACGACAAGGUCAAGGAGAAGGCCAAAGAGGACAGGUUCUUGGCGACACUAGAGAUAGAGAAGGCUACGCUAGAGCUAGAGAAGAAGCGGGUGGAAAAUGAAGCAAAGAAAUCUGAAGCCGACUUGAUGAAAGAAGAAAAAUAAAUUAUGUUAGCGGACAUGACCUCCCUCAACCCGAUGCAGCGUGAUUGGAUUGAGAUUAUGCAGAAGAAGAUUCUCGCGAGACAUGCAGAAAAUUAAGUUUAGUUGGUUGAAUUAUGAGUCAAUUUAAACGUUUGGCCAAGUUUAAGUUCAUGUAUGAGAAUUAUCCAAAGUUUAAGUUUAUGAAUGAGAAUUAGGUGCU